AUGGGAAAUCAUGGAAACAAUGGAAAUAACGGAGCACCCGGAACUGAAGGAUCAAAAGGUGACAAAGGAGACAAGGGGGAUUUGGGACCCAGAGGAGAGCGGGGCAACCAUGGACCAAAAGGAGAGAAGGGACACCCUGGCAUCCCAACAGAACUGCAGGUUGCAUUCAUGGCUUCGAUGGCAACCCACUUCAGUAAUCAGAACAGUGGAAUAAUCUUCAGCAGUGUUGAAACGAACAUUGGGAAUUUUUUUGAUGUAAUGACUGGUCGAUUCGGAGCACCAGUAAAUGGGGUGUAUUUUUUCACCUUCAAUAUGAUGAAGCAUGAAGAUGUGGAGGAAGUGUAUGUUUACUUAAUGCACAAUGGCAAUACAGUUUUCAGUCUAUAUAGCUAUGAGUCAAAAGGGAAAAUGGACACAUCGAGCAACAGUGCAGUCCUUAAACUUGCCAAGGGAGAUGAAGUUUGGCUGCGGAUGGGCAAUGGAGCACUGCAUGGAGACCAUCAACGCUUUUCCACUUUCGCGGGGUUUCUUCUUUUUGAAACAAAAUAGAUGAGACCUUAAACGUUGAGAUAUUUUUCCUUUGCUGUUCUUCCUUGUGCUGUGAAAUGGCAACAUACUAAAAUUGUGCGGCCUUGUUCUAAUCCCAUUAGUUACUAUGUAGUGUUAGGCAUGAAUGGAUAUACGUCUCUUCUGUGCCAUUUCGGUCCAUACUAUCUUUCUAUAGUCCACAUACUAGUCCUUCAGUGCAGACACUAAAAUGCAAUUCCGGGAAAUGCAAUGGUACGAUUAUUACUGCAUUUUGCUCAGUUCAGAGAUCUCCAUGAGACCACCUGCAAUGCAGACCUUCAUUCAGUUGAACGGGGAAGUCAUUGUGUGGAGAUCUCAGGAACAUACCUGCUUUGGAGCACUGCAUACACAGAACGAAUUCAGGUGCGCAUCCACAGGCAGCCUGUAUGUGGGAUAUCACAUUCUACAUGGCAAUCUAGAUCUGGGUUGCCAGAAAGCCUGGAGAAACAUGUCCUGUCCCUUUAACAGAGGCUUAAUGGUAUUUUUUUUAAAAAAACAGGUGACUUGUUUACUUCUUGGCCAUGAAAAGCUUCUGCUGCCCAUUUCUACACAUUAAAGAAGAAGAAGAGAAGAGAUUGGAUUUAUACC
Messenger RNA from Gekko japonicus, 1155 nucleotides. RefSeq names its product C1q and tumor necrosis factor related protein 3 (gene C1QTNF3). The transcript has 5 exons. Bases 1 to 549 code for a protein of 182 amino acids. Gene Ontology annotation, molecular function: protein binding. NCBI's taxonomy places the organism in Eukaryota, Metazoa, Chordata, Lepidosauria, Squamata, Gekkonidae. The record is from RefSeq and is a predicted model, not a curated record.